This is a messenger RNA of Jaminaea rosea, 1377 nucleotides long. RefSeq lists its product as hypothetical. The coding region runs from base 1 to 1377 and encodes 458 amino acids. The transcript has a single exon. The record is from RefSeq and is a predicted model, not a curated record. Lineage: Eukaryota; Fungi; Basidiomycota; Exobasidiomycetes; Microstromatales.
AUGUCGCCCAAGGACCUCGACAUCGAGCGUGCCGCGCUCAAAGGCCAUCCAGGGCGAAUGGGUAGCGCCGACGACUAUGACGAGAAGGACGCCUUCAAUGGACGACGCUACGCCGAGCCCAGCUUCUACUCGUCCAUGCAGCGCGUCAUGUCUCGCAGCCGCAAGCGCAGCCGCACCAUUCUCGCCCUUGUAGCCAUCUCGGUCGCCACCCUCUUCUUCCUCUUCUCCUCUCGCGCGCCACUCGCAGAUGAGUUCCGCGACGCCAACAUCGCAGAGUGGUCACCGCCGAUGCCGUGGAAGCAAGAUGUCGUCGACCGGCGCCCAGGAGGAUGGCGCUCCAGAUGGAGCAGCAGCUCGUGGUUCGGCCCGCCAAGGUACGACGCGUCAUCUGAGAUCCCCAACAUUGUCCACUUCGUGAGGCAGAUCAACCGCGAUGAGAAUUACGUACCGCAGGCGCCCUUCCGUGUGGAGUUCCGCCACUUGAUGAGCUACUUCUCCAGCUCAUUCUACCUCAAGCCGGAGCGCAUCUACUUCUGGACGGACACGCCCCAGGAGAUGCUCGACGACGCGCGACUCAACGGUGACGCCUUUACGCGGGCCCUGUUCCGUAUCCCGAACAUCGAGUUCAUGCCAGCUACUUUCCCUAACGUGACGUCGUCGGGCGUCAAGAUCGACCAGUACGCGCACCGCUCCGACUUUGUACGCACAGUCGUCAUGGCGAGGAUGGGGGGCGUCUACCUCGACGACGAUGCCUGGGUCCUCCGCGACCUGACACCUCUGCGUCGCUCUGGCUUCGACAACGUCUUCUCCCUCGAUGACGGCGCCCGCAUUGCGCAGGCCGCCUUCCUUUCGCGACCCUUGAACCCGCUCAUGCUCGCCUUCGCCAGACUGCAGGACGUCGUCUUCAACGGCGACUGGCUGCGCGCGUCCAACGACCUCGUGACGGCGCUCAUGGUCCACUACUCCCGCGCCGAGGGCAGCAAGUCCGCCCUUACCCUCGAGAAGGACGCCUUCUUCCCCGGCUACUGGAUCGGCGAUGCCCUCAACAUGUACUACGAGGUGCACGACGACGACCCCAACUUCCGCGAGCCCGAAACCCCACAGCGCGGCCAGGAUAUCACCACGACGUUCCAGUACGACUUUGAUUGGGGAUGGAGGCGAGACUGGCGCCGUACGUGGAUCGUGCACGGUUUCUCCAACGAGCUCCGAGCGCGAAAGGCGUAUCAUCUCUUCAAGGAGUUCCAAAACUUCACGCCCGCCUACGUACUCAGUCGUCGCGCCAAUAUUGCCAGGGCUCUCUUCCCUGCGCUCAAGGAGAUGCUGGAUACGGGGCUCCUCCAGCUCGAUCAGCACGACCUCGUUGCGUCCCAACCGUGA